Penicillium brevicompactum is the source of this 4158-nucleotide messenger RNA. RefSeq names its product cleavage/polyadenylation factor CFT1. The coding region runs from base 1 to 4158 and encodes 1385 amino acids. The transcript is spliced from 7 exons. Gene Ontology annotation, cellular component: mRNA cleavage and polyadenylation specificity factor complex; nucleus. Gene Ontology annotation, molecular function: protein binding; nucleic acid binding. The record is from RefSeq and is a predicted model, not a curated record. NCBI's taxonomy places the organism in Eukaryota, Fungi, Ascomycota, Eurotiomycetes, Eurotiales, Aspergillaceae.
AUGCAGUGCUACACAGAGCUCCUGCCCCCGACGGGAGUCACCCACGCUGUGUCGGCUCCGUUCAUUUCAGCAACGGCCAACAACUUGAUUAUCAUCAGGACCUCUCUAUUGCAAAUCUUCUCUUUGGUCAAAACGUCCUCAGAGACAGCCAGUGACAGCUCGGAGAUUUCUUCAGCUCAAUUUUCUCAGCCGGAGACGAAAUUGGUCUUGGAAAAAGAAUAUCCGUUAUCCGGAACAGUCACUGAUUUGAGCCGAGUUAAGAUCUUGAACACCAAGAGUGGCGGAGAGGCCAUUCUCAUAGCUGUGCGCAAUGCGAAGCUCAGCCUGAUUGAGUGGGACCCAGAGCGCGAUGGGAUUUCCACUAUAUCCAUUCAUUACUAUGAGCGGGAUGAUCUGACCCGCAGCCCCUGGGUGCCUGACCUCAGCCGAUGUGGGAGCAUUCUCAGCGUUGACCCAAGCAGCAGAUGUGCCGUGUACAACUUUGGUAUCCGCAACCUCGCCAUAAUACCCUUCCAUCAAGCGGGUGAUGAUUUAGUCAUGGAUGAUUACGACUCAGAGCUUGAUGGGGAACGUCCAAGUGAGGGUUCUGGCAAAGAACUCGAGCAGAAAAAAGAUGGCCAGAUACACCGAACACCCUAUGCAUCAUCUUUUGUUUUGCCAUUAACAGCACUGGAUCCGUCAUUGCUCCACCCCAUAAGUCUUGCAUUCCUCUACGAAUAUCGGGAGCCCACAUUUGGCAUCUUGUACUCCCAGGUUGCGACGUCCACCGCUCUCCUCCACGAGAGAAAGGAUGUGGUGUUUUACGCGGUUUUCACCCUGGACCUCGAGCAGCGUGCAUCUACAACACUUCUCUCCGUGGCUCGUCUACCGAGUGACCUCUUCAAGGUCGUGGCAUUGCCGCUCCCAGUCGGAGGCGCGCUGCUCAUUGGGUCGAAUGAGAUAAUUCAUGUUGAUCAAGCUGGUAAAACCAAUGCAGUGGGAGUCAAUGAGUUCUCGAGACAGAGUUCUGCAUUUUCAAUGACCGACCAGUCAGACUUGAGCUUGCGUCUCGAAGGCUGCGUGGUAGAACGACUAGGUGGUGAUAGUGGAGAUUUGAUUCUAGCGCUUGCUUCUGGUGACACAGCGUUGAUUAAAUUCAAACUCGAUGGGCGAUCUGUCUCUGGCAUGACUGUUCAUCUUCUCCAGCAGAACGCAGGGGGAAACAUCCUGAAGUCAGCAGCCUCGUGUUCCACUUGUUUUGGAGAUGGAAACGUAUUCUUUGGUAGCGAGGAGGCUGAUUCGGUGCUUCUCGAAUGGUCCCAUACAUCUUCUGCUUCUAAAAAGGCUCGACUUGAAUCCAAACAGGCCGAUGACGGCAUUGACGACCUUUCAGACGAUGAUCAGAUGGAGGAUGAUGACCUGUAUUCUUCGGCGCCAGGGCCUGCACACAACGAUGGCCGCAUUGGCAAUGACAGCUCAACACCUCAAUACUAUAACCUUCGUCUGAAUGACCAGCUUCCCAGCAUUGGGCCUUUGAGAGACAUCACUUUAGGCAAAGCUCUUCCAAAUGUGAGAAAUCCGCAGACAACUGAUGGAAUCGCUGCCGAAUUAGAGUUGGUGGCAUCUCAAGGCUCUGAUCGAGGCGGCGGCCUGGUCGUCAUCAAGCGUGAGAUUGACCCCUUGACAAUCAUGUCUUUGGAAGUCGACGACGCAGAUGGAGUUUGGUCGGCCAGUGUCACUACAACUCAAGGGAAAGGAGCACCCAACACAGUUGAACAUCAAACUCGGCAAUAUGUCAUCACUUCGCGACUUACAGGGCCCGAUCAGGAGGCGAAUGACAUCUACUUAGUGGAAGAUCAAGGCCUCAACUCUUUCAAGGCAUCCGAGUUCAACCCCAACGAAGAAUGUACCAUCGAGAUAGGAUCUCUGGCUGGCGACACUCGUCUAGUUCAGGUUCUGCGGAACGAGGUCCGAAGCUACGACAUAGACUUGGGACUCUCACAAAUCUAUCCUGUCUGGGAUGAAGAAGUCAGUGAGGAGCGCGUGGCUGUCAGUGCAAGCUUCAUUGAUCCCUACCUCAUGAUUAUCCGAGACGAUGCGUCUGUGCUAUUGUUGCAGGCAGAUGAGAGUGGAGACCUUGACGAGGUUUCGCUCCCAGAUGAAAUCAGCACAUCUCAAUGGCGCUCUGGCUGCCUUUAUCAUGAUAAACUCCAAGCAUUCGAUGCGGAAGGUUCACCCUCAAAGGACGCAGGUAAAAAUGAGAUGCUUUUGUGUCUCUUAGACCCAGAGUGCAGGUUAUCGUUAUUCCGACUUUCCGAUAUGAAGUUGCUCGCUGUCAUCCAAGGCGUCGACUGUUUACCACCCGUCCUGUCCACCGAUCCCCCCAAACGAUCUAAUAUACGAGAAACUCUUUCCGAAUUUGUGAUCGCAGAUCUGGGUGAUACAUCGACUACUUCACCCUAUCUCAUAGUUCGGACUGACAACGAUGAGCUCAUCAUCUACAAACCAACAUUCGUCCCCACAAGUACUGAUGGGGAAUCAACGCGUCGCCUACAGUUCUUCAGACAACCAAACAGUGUCCUCCCAGACACUUCCUCGCAAACUGACGAUCAACAGCGCUUCAGGCCUAUGAGAAUUCUCCCCAACAUCUCGGGCUUUAGCGCGGUCUUCAUGCCUGGAGCCUCACCCAGCUUUAUCUUAAGAACGGCCAAAAGUCAACCACACAUAAGUCGUCUCCGAGGAGGCUUCACACGUUGGCUAAGUAGCUUCGAUUCAGCCGAAGCUGGCUGUGAAGUUGGAUUCGUCUAUGCGGAUUCUCAGAACGUCGUACGCGUCUGUCAAUUGCCCCCACAGACUCAGUUUGACUACCCGUGGCCAUUGCGCCAAAUUCCACUUGAAGAACAAGUUGACUUCCUGGCUUAUUCAACAUCUUCUGAAACCUAUGUUAUCGGCGCCAGUCGCCCAGCAGACUUCAAGCUACCGGAAGCCGACGAUUUGCAUCCCGAAUGGCGCGGAGAAGAGCUAUCGUUCUGUCCCCAGAUUCCCGAAAGCUCAAUCAAGGUCGUCAGCCCAAAGACAUGGACCAUUAUUGACAGCUACCCGUUGGACGCGGAUGAGCAAAUCACAGCAGUGAAGAAUGUGAACAUUGAGAUUUCGGAAAAUACACAUGAGCGCAAGGAUCUCAUAGUCGUUGGAACGGCUAUUGCCAAGGGCGAAGAUAUGCCAUCCCGCGGAACGAUCUAUGUCUUCGACGUGAUCAACGUGGUCCCAGACCCUGAGAAGCCCGAGACCGGUCGGAAGCUGAAACUAAUUGGCAAGGAAUCUGUCAAGGGCGCUGUGACCGCUCUAUCUGGCAUUGGCGGACAGGGAUUCAUCAUUGUAGCCCAAGGACAAAAGUGUAUGGUCCGAGGCCUGAAAGAAGACGGAAGUCUCCUCCCCGUCGCUUUCAUGGACAUGCAAUGCUACGUGAAUGUCGCAAAAGAGCUCAAGGGAACGGGCAUGUGCAUCCUGGGCGACGCCGUCAAGGGCCUUUGGUUCGCCGGCUAUUCAGAGGAGCCAUACCGGAUGUCCCUGUUCGGUAAAGACCCCGAAUACCUGGAAGUAGUCGCCGCAGACUUCCUCCCAGAUGGAAGCAAACUCUACAUGCUAGUCGCAGACAGCGACUGCAAUCUGCAUGUCCUACAAUAUGACCCCGAAGACCCCAAGUCUUCCAACGGUGACCGCCUCCUCAGCAGGAGCAAGUUCUACACAGGAAACUUUGCCACGUCUGUGAUGCUCUUACCGCGUACGCCCGUUUCCUCCGAACUUCUAGAACCAUCAGAGGAAGCAAUGGAUGUGGACGAAACACACGCCAAGCAUCAAGUCCUCGUCGCCUCCCAGAACGGAUCCUUAGCCCUCGUGACAUCAGUGGCUGAGGAAUCCUACCGCCGUCUAUCUGCGUUGCAAUCGCAGCUCGUCAACACCGUCGACCACCCAGCUGGACUCAACGCCCGCGCGUUCCGAGCCGUGGAAAGCGACGGGGCCGCGGGUCGGGGCAUGGUCGAUGGGAAUCUAUUACGCCUGUGGCUGAACAUGGGCAAGCAGCGCCAAGCCGAGAUUGCAGGCCGGGUGGGUGCGACGGAGUGGGAAAUCAAGGGAGAUUUGGAGAGUAUUAGCGGCGACGGAUUUGGGUAUCUAUGA